Molecule: messenger RNA, 2656 nt
Organism: Candoia aspera
Lineage: Eukaryota; Metazoa; Chordata; Lepidosauria; Squamata; Candoiidae
Gene: POPDC1
Product: blood vessel epicardial substance
Exons: 8
Coding region: 222-1289 (355 amino acids)
Biological process (GO): heart development; regulation of membrane potential; skeletal muscle tissue development
Cellular component (GO): sarcolemma
Molecular function (GO): cAMP binding
Source: RefSeq, a predicted model, not a curated record
CUGGCGCCGCCCGCAACUUACUGGUGGCGGCUGCUUGAUGCCUAUUUUAGUCAAAACCUCCGUUCCGCGGAUGGCAAGUGCUUCCCGCAGGCUCCUCUAGCAGGCGCAGCGGAGCGACAGGGCGCUCGCGAAGGAGCGCGCCGGUGCUGGCAGCCACCUUCGGGCUCAGAAACUCUGGAGAAGGUGCCUGGACAGCGGUGGCCCGGACAGGCUGCUUCAAGAUGAACUCCACAGAAGCCAGUUCAAUUUCUGCAACCCCUUUGAACUUCAGCCUGGACUUCAGAAAUGCUACCUCUGUGCCUUUGAAUGAAACUGUAUGUGAAAAUUGGAGAGAGAUCCAUCAUCUGGUCUUUCAUAUGGCCAAUAUUUGUUUUGCAGUUGCGUUGGUUAUUCCAACUACUUUCAAUCUCCAUAUGAUUGUUUUACGAGCUAUGCUGACAAUAGGAUGUGUACUUUUUAUCAUCUGGGCAACGCUUUUCCGUUGUGCUGUGGAUAUGGUGAUCUGGAAUGUGGUAUUCCUUGUUGUCAAUCUUCUGCAUUUUAUAUACUUGCUGUACAAGAGGAGGCCGAUAAAAAUAAAUAAAGAGCUCAAUAGCCUGUACAAGAGAAUGUUUGAACCACUCCAUGUUCCUCCAGAGCUAUUCCAAAGAUUGACAGGACAGUUCUGCAAUAUUCAGACUCUAAAAACAGGUCAAGCAUAUGCUGCAGAAGAUAAAACAUCAGUGGAUGAUCGAUUAAGUAUUCUGCUAAAAGGAAAAAUGAAGGUCUCCUAUCGAGGACAUUUUCUGCAUAAUAUUUACCCAUGUGCCUUUAUAGAUUCUCCUGAAUAUCGAUCAACUCAGAUGAAUCGGGGUGAGAAAUUCCAGGUAUCCAUUACUGCUGAUGAUAACUGCAAGUUCUUAUGUUGGUCCAGAGAGAGACUUGCAUAUUUUCUAGAAUCUGAGCCAUUUCUUUUUGAAAUAUUUAAGUAUCUUAUUGGAAAGGAUAUUACAAACAAGUUAUACUCAUUAAAUGAUCCAACUCUAAGUGAUAAGACAUCCCAAAAAAUAGAUCGCCAGCCCAGUCUGUGUUCUCAACUGUCUGUGAUGCAAAUGAGAAACAGCAUGGCUAGUUCAAGUGAUGGUGAAGAUGGUUUACAACAUUUUCUCCGUGGGACUUCUACUGCAUCCUCCCUUCGCCAACCAUCUCCUUAUUUAAGAACUUCACCAAAAAUGAAACCUAUUGAAGAAAGUGUGGAAGACGAUGUCUUUGAAGCUCCAUCUGCCACACCAUUUAAAGGCCAUGAGUGACUUCACAGGAAAUGCACUGAAUUGCACCGAAGAAUUGCAACUGUAGAUGAGAUUUUCAAAAUGGUGGCAUUGUUAUUUGUGUUUUAAUUUUGUCUGUCUUUUGGAUCUUAAAAUAUCUAUGAGCAAACCUUUACUGAUCACUCAAACUGUAUUAACCCCCAUCCAUAAAGAUCUUGUUUGUUUCAGUAGAACUAAAAGACCCAUUUGGGGCCUUUUCAUGCUGGAUGAAUGAAAUAUCCCAUCUAUGUCAAUAUGAGGAAUGGAGGAACUUUAUAUGCAUACGGCAUUUGUGCACAUAUUUGGCCCCUGUUCUAAAGUAAAUGGCAGCUUCCAUAGCAUCUGGAGUUCCACAUCUGCAUUAGCAUAUACACAUAAUGACCUUGGCAUUCAAUUACAUUGUAAUGAACCACAUGGAUUAUAUGGAAAGUAUUCCCAUUAAAAUAUAUGUUUAAUUUAGGUUUUUAGGCAAUAAGUAGCAUGUGAUUCAUAAAGAGACUUAGCAGUGAUACAGUAUUCCAUCUGCACAAUAUGAAAAAUGUAGGUUCACUGCAGUAUUGACAGGUAUGUCCUGAAUAUCAAAAUUCUGGCAGCGCUAAGUCACUUGUUAAAUUGGUAAUGGAGAGGGUAGUUUCUAGCAUCUCUCCCCAUCUUGAAUUGGAAAAUGAUUACUACUGUCAAAGACAAAAGUUCUGAUUAGGUAUUGUGUAGUAUGCCACUCACAUUCUGGCAUGUGUGCAAUUGAGCAGUUCUCAUCCCACCUCAAUUCCUUAUUAUGGUGUCAGUAGGAUUGAUUCAAGGCAUCUUUUACACAUAACUCUCUCUUGGUGGACUGGAAUUUUACAGUGAGCAUUGACUAUAGUUCUUUUUGGUCAAUUCAUGUAUAUAUAGCCUUUAGGAGUGGCACAGUUGUGUGGAUAUUCAAAUAAAAGGUGUCUACUGUAAUUAAAUUUGAAGCCUAAAUUAUUAGUAACUUUGCAGUAGGCAACUUUCAGUGUCAUCUAUUUACUGAAUUUAUUGGGGAUUAUUUCUAUUUAUUAAAUCAGUGGAAAUUUGACACUGUCAUCACUGAGAUAUAGACUAAACUUAGCUUAUAUAUAAACAAGCAAGCAUCCUUCCUAAAAACAGGCUUACUGUUCUUUUAAAGUUUAGAUUAAUGUAGGAGUAUUGGCAACCAAGAUAAAUUGAGUUACAUGGCAUAAAACUAAUAGAUUGAGAUGGUCCCAGUUCAUCUGCAACAUAUUGGGAAGAUGAUUAAAGGAAUACUGUGAGCAGUGAUAAAUACUUCUGUUCCCAUUUUUUUAAAACUGGACAAUGUUAUGCUUCUGCUUAAUUUUCUCACUGAAAUUGGUGACAGACAACAGUUUUUA